Molecule: messenger RNA, 1236 nt
Organism: Notolabrus celidotus (New Zealand spotty)
Lineage: Eukaryota; Metazoa; Chordata; Actinopteri; Labriformes; Labridae
Gene: tssk6
Product: testis-specific serine kinase 6
Exons: 2
Coding region: 16-1014 (332 amino acids)
Biological process (GO): regulation of cytokinesis; protein phosphorylation; mitotic cell cycle
Cellular component (GO): centrosome; spindle pole; nucleus
Molecular function (GO): ATP binding; protein kinase activity
Source: RefSeq, a predicted model, not a curated record
GAUCUCAGUCACACAAUGCACAGUGGCCAUCAGUACGCAAUGAAUUAUAAAACGUUCAUGGCGGCCCAAGGUUAUACGUUCAAGAGAAUCCUUGGAGAAGGCUCAUUUGGCAAAGUUGUGAGUGCAUACUCCAAAGAGCUGAAAGGAAUAGUUGCCAUUAAGAUAAUAGACAAAGAAAAAAUCUGUUCCAAUUACUUGGAAAAAUUUCUGCCUCAAGAAAUGAAGAUCAUCAGGCUUUUGAACCAUCCCAAUGUUGUCAAGACUCACGAUAUCUUUGGAUCAUACACAAGCAAGGUCUAUUUGGUGAUGGAGCUCUGUGCGAAAGGGAACCUCCUGGAUUAUAUCAAUGACCAGGGUACUUUACCGGAACCUUCAUGCUUCAGACUUUUCACACAGCUCUGUAAGGCCAUCAAAUAUCUCCACAAAAGCAACGUGGCUCAUAGGGACAUAAAAUGUGAAAACCUGCUGCUAGACAAACAUAGCAAUCUUAAAGUGUGUGACUUUGGAUUCAGCAAGUUGCUCACUUGUAGACACGGGCAACUGAAGUUGAGUGAAACUUACUGUGGUACCUGGUCCUAUGCAGCGCCUGAGAUUUUAAGAGCCAUUCCAUACAACCCUAAAGUAUCUGAUGUGUGGAGUAUGGGUGUUGUGAUGUAUAUGAUGCUUUGUGCAUUAAUGCCCUAUGAUACCAGCAGUAUAAAAAGACAGGUGGAAAUUCAAAUGCAACACAACAUUAACUUCCCAGACACACCGGCGGUUUCAUCUGAAGCCAAGGACCUUAUUCGAAGCAUUCUGCACCCCGAUGUGGAGCAGCGGAUAAUAAUUAGAGACAUCUUAUGUAGUACCUGGAUGUUACGGAAAGGAAAAAUGGAGGGCAGCAAUGAGGCACCAUCAGCAAACACUGGCUGCGAACAGGACGAACCUCCUGAUGAUGAGGCCAGAGAGGAAGAGCAAACUCUGAAUGACAGUUCAGAUCCAGGGGAGGGGCCAUCAACUGCUGCCCCGAGACACUGACCUUCAUUGAUCAACAUCCUCUGAUGCUACAGCCAUCCACAUGGCAUCACCCUGUCCACCACAUGAAAUGUCUAUCUCUUGGUCUGCCUGUGUCUCUUUGUCUCUCUCUUGAUGACUGGUUCUCUCAUGUCUCUCUACCCAACUAGUCGAGGGAGAUGACCAUCCAUCUAUGAUCCUGGUUUUGUCCAAGGGUUCUGCCCAUUAAAAGACGUUUGUCCUUGC